GCCUCACGUGACCGGCGAGCCCGGCGAGGCAACAUGGCCGCGGCGGCGGGGCCCUCCUUUUGGCUGGGGAACGAGACGUUGAGGGUGCCGGCAGCGCUCUUCGCCCUGAACCGACGGCGCCUCUGUGACCGCCUGCGGCAGAGCAAGGACGUGCCGGCCAGCUCGCUUGUCCUGCUGCAGGGUGGCGAGGAAACCCAGAGAUACUGCACUGACACCGGGGUCGUGUUUCGCCAGGAAUCCUACUUUCACUGGACUUUCGGAGUGACUGAAGCAGGCUGCUUUGGAACGGUUGAUGUUGAUACUGGAAGAUCCAUCCUUUUUGUUCCACAACUCCCCGAAAGCUAUGCAGUUUGGAUGGGAAAGAUUCACCCCCCUGAAUACUUCAAGAAGAAAUAUGCUGUGGAUGAAGUUCACUAUGUAACUGAGAUAUCCAAUGUCUUGGCUUCAAAGAAACCAUCUACCCUUCUCACUCUGCGCGGUGUUAAUACUGAUAGUGGAAAUGUCUCCAAAGAAGCUUCAUUUGAGGGAAUCAGCCAAUUUAAUGUGAACAAUAAAAUCCUUCAUCCCGAAAUUGCAGAAUGUCGUGUGAUUAAGACAGACAUGGAGUUGGAAGUUCUGCGCUACACCAAUAAAAUCUCCAGUGAAGCCCAUAAAGAGGUAAUGAAGGCAGUAAAAGCAGGCAUGAAAGAAUACGAGUUGGAGAGCCUUUUCCAGCACUAUUGCUAUGCUCGAGGCGGGAUGCGCCAUACUUCCUACACGUGCAUCUGUGGCAGUGGGGAGAACUCCUCUGUUUUACACUAUGGCCAUGCUGGAGCCCCGAAUGACAGGACUAUUGAAGAUGGAGACUUGUGCCUGUUCGACAUGGGUGGCGAGUACUACUGCUACGGCUCCGACAUCACCUGCACCUUCCCGGCCAGCGGGAAGUUCACGCCUGACCAGCGGGCUGUCUACGAGGCUGUGCUGAAGGCGUCACGGGCUGUGAUGGAGGCCAUCAAGCCAGGGGUCGCCUGGCCUGAUAUGCACCGUCUGGCUGACAGGGUCCAUCUGGAGGAGCUGACGAAAAUUGGCAUUCUGCAAGGCAAUGUGGAUGACAUGGUGAAGGUUCAUCUGGGGGCAAUAUUUAUGCCACACGGACUUGGACACCUCCUUGGAAUUGACGUGCACGACGUUGGAGGCUACCCAGAGGGCGUCGAGCGCCUCGAGGCGCCGGGGCUGCGGAGCCUGCGCACGGCGCGGACGCUGCAGGCGGGCAUGGUGCUCACCGUGGAGCCGGGCAUCUACUUCAUCGAGCCGCUGCUGGAGCAGGCCCUGCGCGACCCCGCGCAGUCCUGCUUCAUCAACCGCGACGUCCUGCGGCGCUUCAGGGGCUUCGGCGGGGUCCGAAUCGAGGACGACAUCGCGGUGACGGCCACAGGAAUGGAGCUGCUGACGUGCGUCCCGCGCACCGUGGAGGAGAUAGAGGCUUUCAUGGCAGAAGGCCGGAGCGGUGCCAAGUCCUUUGACUGAUGGUCCAGCCAAAAGCAGUAAACGUCAGGACAGUGCUUAGUGUCUCACGCUAAUCCGUCAUCGUUCCAAUUUACCGUAGCAGCACAUAAAGUGCAUCUAAUUCUUAAUAUCAAGAGAAGCAGGUAGGCUAUUAGCUGGAGUGAAUCAUUCGGUACAAACGAAGGCAGAAGGCUUUGGCACUGCAUAUCCAGGUAACGCAGAUGUUGCUACUUGCAAUCAGCAGUUUAUAUUAUGAAGUGCCAGCUAAAUAACCCUGCUGCAUUGUCAGCGGGGCUUGUACUCCUCCCAAAUCUCAGCUCAUCUUUCUUCCAGUAAAAUCUAAAUUUUGAUGAUAAGGACACUUUAAAAGACCAAAUGGAUUAUCUGAAUGCUGUCAACAAUGGUAGCAAUCCAAGAAAUCCUUCAGCACAAAUAUCACAGAAAAGAAAGUAAAAAUCUCAGCUAUUCUCAGUGGCGAUCAUGACGCAUACCUUCCUUGUGGAUCUUAUUUCAAUGUUGAUGGAGUAAGCAGAAUCAGAUUUAUUAAAAAUUAUCC
This is a messenger RNA of Nothoprocta perdicaria, 2041 nucleotides long. RefSeq names its product peptidase D (gene PEPD). Gene Ontology annotation, molecular function: metalloaminopeptidase activity; manganese ion binding. Bases 34 to 1506 code for a protein of 490 amino acids. The record is from RefSeq and is a predicted model, not a curated record. Lineage: Eukaryota; Metazoa; Chordata; Aves; Tinamiformes; Tinamidae. The transcript has 15 exons.